This is a messenger RNA of Suillus clintonianus, 765 nucleotides long. RefSeq lists its product as uncharacterized. The coding region runs from base 1 to 765 and encodes 254 amino acids. The record is from RefSeq and is a predicted model, not a curated record. NCBI's taxonomy places the organism in Eukaryota, Fungi, Basidiomycota, Agaricomycetes, Boletales, Suillaceae. The transcript is spliced from 8 exons.
AUGACGAAGGCGCAUGCAGCUGAGGGUAUUGGUACCAGUACAUGUGAGGAUGAAGACGCGAGAUAUGAGAAGGGUGCUGCUGAGAUAGCUCAGAAGCGGGAAGCCUGGCAUGGGAUUGUGGUUACUGGACUCGAGUUCUCCGCAUCGUGUAGCGGUGUCGUGCUCGAGAUCUCCGUAGUCGCAUUGUGGACUUGGGACAUCAAUCCGGAGGGUGUCUGUAAUGUAUCGAUCGAAAUGUGUAAAGCACGGUAUCACUUGAGGCGCAUGUCAGAAUGCGAGACUCGUCAGUAUAAUAAUGACGGGACAGCUGCAGACAAAACACGUGCUAAAACGAAGUUCGUGUGCUCAGUGCUUAGCUAUCGUUCAAUCGUUCAAUCAUUCAAUCAAGCUAUUCUUCAAAAUCAGAACGGCAAAGUCUCCUUCAAGUUCAUGGAAAAGCUUCGGGCAUCAUUCGACGAACAGAAGGACUCAGUGGCUAACUCUACACCAGCUAUUUCAGUAACCGCGGGUACCUCUUCGUCAAGCAACAACACAACUGACCCUCAAUUACGAGGAAGGGACGCGCAGCGGCCAACCUGGGUUCCAAAGUCAUUAACAGACUUGAAUCCGAUUAUGUAUGAAUACGAUGGUCACUCCAAACUUGUGAAGGCCGCGAAAGCCAUUGCUAUCGUGUCGCUUCCCACAGCGCUCGUUACCACAGUGCAUAAUGAUAGGCACGACGAUCCGAGGGCCGAGGCAGAUAGCCAGAAGGUGCGCAUAAGGUGA